UGUAGCUUCUUCCUGAGUUGCAAUGCUGCUUAGAGAGGAACGUCACCCCACGAAUAGCUUACAUUUAUAAAAUAUAAAUUUCUUCCAGUGUAACUCCGGAACGGGGCAGCGUUACGAUGGGCUUACUAACAAUCCUGAAAAAGAUGAAGCAGAAGGAGCGCGAGAUGAGGCUGCUGAUGCUAGGGCUGGACAACGCGGGGAAGACGACCAUCCUGAAGAAGUUCAACGGAGAGGACGUCAGCACUAUCUCCCCCACGCUGGGCUUCAACAUCAAAACGCUUGAGCACAGGGGGUUUAAACUGAAUAUUUGGGAUGUAGGUGGUCAGAAGUCACUGCGCUCCUACUGGAGGAAUUACUUUGAGAGCACAGAUGGGCUGGUGUGGGUGGUGGACAGCGCAGACAGGCUCAGACUGGAGGACUGCAGACAGGAGCUCAGUGCGCUGCUGCUGGAGGAGAGGUUAGCUGGUGCAACGCUGCUGGUUUUUGCCAACAAACAGGAUUUACCAGGAGCUUUGUCCAAAGAGGAAAUAAGAGAGGCGCUGGCCCUGGAUCAGAUCAAAAGUCAUCACUGGUGCAUCAUUGGCUGCAGUGCAGUAACAGGAGAGAACUUAUUAGCUGGAGUGGACUGGCUUGUAGAUGAUAUCGCUGCGAGGAUCUUCACCACAGACUGAGCGUGAAUGAUAAACUGCAGGCCGUCACUCCUGAUGAUCAGAUGGAUUUAAAGUUCAGCUGCUCCGUGCUUAUAAACGAGCUGCUGCUUUCAGUGACUGAAGGCUCAUGUUUUAUACUUAUGUCCUAUGAAUGAUUUUGAAUGAAGGGGGUUCAUGAUCCUGGCAGAAAAAGGUUGUCCACAUUCUGAUACACUCCAGUACCUUCUAACAUCAACUUUUCCUCAUUCUUGCAUACAUAAAUAUGGGACAUUUCAUUGUGUGUAUCCAUGUGGUUUUUCUUUACAGCUUAACUUAAAACAAGGCCAAUGAAGUAAUAUCACUAAGUGCUAGUUGUGAUGUUCUUUACUGUUAGUGCAAUUAUAGCCAUUAUAGACCUUUUGAGCCAAUGAUUUCCAUUUUAUCUUUAGCAAAGCCUGAACCACCAACAAUCUUAAAGACUGCUUAUUAAAAAAGCAGAGUAUCAAACAGAUUUUAACUUAAGUUCACUCAGUUCCAGGGUUAAGAAAGCAUCCUGUGUUACACAACUCCUCUUUCCAAUUGAGAAAACCAGAUAGUGAGAAUUAGAAACCAUGAAAUGUGAGAAACUACUUUAUUAACCCUUUAAAAACCCUGGAUUUUUUUUUUUUUUUUUGGCAAAAACGCCAAAAAAUAUAAAAAAUUUUAAAAUUAAAGCCAUUCCAAAACCAUUAGGACUGUGUGAAAAAGCUUGGGCAUUUUGUAAAGGUAACAUUCUGUAUUUUUUAACCACAAAAGUAAGAUUUACUCUAAGUGUAACUUAUCAUAAAGUUAUACUCUUUUGAAGGUUUACAGGUUUGAAGAUUUUUUCCUCGCCUGGAUUAAAAAAAAAUUAGUACACAGCUGAAGUUGGUACUUAUGGACUAAAACACACCAUGAUUACAAAGAAUAAGGUCUUGGAUAUUCCCGUUUCAAAUUUGAAAACAAUAGCUGUAAAAAUGAGAAUUUUACAGCAUAUUUCGUAUGGUUUAAGUUGUGCGUUUUACAGAGGGACAUUUUUGGCAACUCCAAAUGGACACUUUGGAUGAAUUUGGAUAACCCUGUACAACAUCUGUAAAAAACCACAAUAACUUUUGAAUGCUUCAUCCUACAGACAUCAAUGAGGGCUCUAAAGCUUACACUUAAAGAAAUUAGAAUAUAGAGCCAAAGUCCCUCUCCCCAUUUUUGAAAUUCAUAUUUUUUCAUAAA
Messenger RNA from Archocentrus centrarchus (flier cichlid), 1874 nucleotides. RefSeq names its product ADP-ribosylation factor-like 2 (gene arl2). The transcript has 5 exons. Bases 117 to 671 code for a protein of 184 amino acids. NCBI's taxonomy places the organism in Eukaryota, Metazoa, Chordata, Actinopteri, Cichliformes, Cichlidae. Gene Ontology annotation, molecular function: GTPase activity; GTP binding. The record is from RefSeq and is a predicted model, not a curated record.